Messenger RNA from Nematolebias whitei (Rio pearlfish), 4110 nucleotides. It is a transcript of the gene usp31, whose product is annotated as ubiquitin specific peptidase 31. The coding region runs from base 167 to 4042 and encodes 1291 amino acids. Gene Ontology annotation, biological process: protein deubiquitination. NCBI's taxonomy places the organism in Eukaryota, Metazoa, Chordata, Actinopteri, Cyprinodontiformes, Rivulidae. The transcript is spliced from 16 exons. The record is from RefSeq and is a predicted model, not a curated record. Gene Ontology annotation, molecular function: cysteine-type deubiquitinase activity.
AGCCGAAAUGUUAUUUGUGUGCACGGUUAAGGCCAGUUAGCACACUCAGUCGGUGUUUUCUGCAGGCAACUUUAACCAGUUAGCGUUAUUGUUGCUUUGAGAUGGAGCAGCGGACAGACGGCGAGGAGGUCGUUCAGCAUCUGCCGGAGUGAAAAGGGAAACCAUCAUGUCUUGCAAAGCCGCAACCAAGGACAAGAAGUCGAGCUUCAGUAAGAAGCUGUUCAGACGAGGCUCUGUCCGAUCCGUGGGCAGUUUCAUGAGCAGAGUCCUGAGGACGCUGACAGCCUUAUCACACUUUGGAUCUGAAGUCCAGACCGAGGACGACAAGGACGAUGGAGGCUUCUCCACUUUUAGAUCUGGAAACAAAGAUGUUCCCAUGGAGGAUGGGGAUCUGGGAGGGUUCCUGUCCGGAGAGAGGGUCCCCGGGGUGUCGGGGCUGAAAAACCACGGGAAUACCUGCUUUAUGAACGCGAUCCUGCAGUGUCUCAGCAACACCGAGCUGUUCGCAGAGUACCUGGUUUUGGAGCAGUAUAAAGACGAGGAGCAGGGUGAGGACAACCAGCCAAAGACAAACUGUGUGCAUCUGCAGAAGAAGGGGCCUCUGGGCAAAGGAGAAGUGACCGAGCAACUGUCAGGACUUGUGAGGGCUUUGUGGACAUUUGAGUAUACACCUCAGCACAGCAGAGACUUCAAGAAUGUUGUGUCAAAAAACGCCACCCAGUUUAAAGGCAACGCUCAGCACGAUGCUCAGGAGUUUCUGCUGUGGCUGCUGGACAGAGUGCACGAGGACCUGAACACUACGAACCUCAACAGCAGGCCUGCCAUGAAGCCACCUGUUGAAGAAGAGGACCGAAGCAUAGAGGGACCAUCUCCUCCCCUCUCUGCUGGGUCUUUUGUCCAGGAACUCUUUCAGGCUCAGUACAGGUCUUCUCUUACCUGCCCACAUUGUCAAAAACAGAGCAACACCUUUGAUCCCUUCCUAUGUAUCUCGUUACCGAUCCCUCUGCCACACACACGGCCCCUGUAUGUGACGGUGGUCUACCAGGGGAAGUACUCCCACUGUAUGAGGAUUGGAGUCGCUGUCCCUCUCAAAAGUACCGUCUACCGCCUCAGAGAUGCUGUGUCACGUGAAACCAAGAUCCCCAUGGACCAGUUUGUUUUGACGGAAAUGUACUACGAUGGCUUCCAUCGAUCAUUCUGCGACGACGACGACGAUCUGAACAUCAUUCAAGAGAGUGAUUCCAUCUUUGCCUUUGAGACACCAGAGACCUUCAAACUGGAAAGCUUACGCACAAAAAGAGGAAGCCUUCUGGCAAACCUGAACCAUAAUAAUUUAAAGUACGGAGCAGAAAUCAGCAGGACUCCGUCCUUCAUGCAGGGGGCUGUGACUCCUGUAACUGGAUCACCCAAUAAAAACUUAGGGCCAGAAAAAAUGAUCCUUUUAGUGUGUAACAGAGCAUGUACUGGCCACCAGGCUAAAAGGUUUGGUCUGCCUUUUGUACUGUACAUGGAGCGCACUGUGACCUGGGAUGCUCUGCAAAAAGAGAUCCUGGAAAAAAUGCGACACAUUUUGAGGCCUGGGGUCUACAUUCAGGUUGGACCGUUCAGUCUUCGGGUGGUUGGUGUUGUUGGUAUUACCUACCUCCUUCCUCAAGAUGAAAGACCACUGUGUCACCCAACUGUUGAAAGAGCAUACAAGUCCUGUGGACAGGGGGGACCUCCACAUGUGAAGAUUGUAGUGGAGUGGGACAAAGAGACCAAGGACUAUCUGUUUGGACACACUGAGGAGGAGUACAUCCCAGAUGCUGAGAGUGUUUAUCUGCACAAGCAGCAGCACCAUCAGCCCCAGGCCUGCACUCUCGCUCAGUGCUUACAGCUCUACACCAAGGAAGAGCAGCUGGCCCCUGAUGAUGCCUGGCGCUGUCCCCACUGCAAGCAGCUGCAGCAGGGCCGGAUAAAGCUCAGCUUGUGGACGCUGCCGGAUGUGCUUAUACUGCAUCUCAAGAGGUUCAGACAGGAGGGCGACCGGAGAGUGAAGAUGCAGAACAUGGUCCGGUUCCCACUGAUGGGGAUGGACAUGGCUCCACAUGUAGUCAAACGCAGCCAGAGCAGUUGGAGUUUACCCUCCCAUUGGUCGCCAUGGAGACGCUCCUACGGCCUUGGAAGAAACCCAGAUGACUUCCUGUACGACCUGUACGCUGUGUGCAACCAUCACGGCAAUAUGCACGGAGGCCACUACACUGCUUAUUGCAAAAACUCUAUUGAUGGUCAGUGGUAUUGCUUUGAUGACAGUGAGGUCUCACCAGUAGCUGAUGAUAAUGUUUGUCAGCAGACAGCUUACAUACUGUUUUAUCAGAGGAGAACUGUUAUUCCCUCCUGGUCGGCCAACAGCUCUGUCGCUGGUUCCACCAGUUCUUCCCUGUGUGACCACUGGAUCAACAGGCUGCCUGGCAGCAGGCCUGCGAGCUUGGCCUCAGGAGCCUCUUCCAGACGCACCUCUCUGGCUUCACUAGCCGAGUCAGUAGAGUUUCCUGUGGAGCGUAAUGAGGAUGAUGGUGGAUUCUCUGUGCGUCCGUUUGUGAGAAGUAUUCAGCAUCAGAGCUUGUCCUCCCGGUCAUCUAUUGCCAGUCCUUUAGUCUUCAGUGAGAGUGGGUUGAAGCCCUCUUGGUCUCUCUCUGCCAAGCUGCAAAUGAGAUCCAACUCACCUUCACGUUUCUCCCUCGACUCCCGUUGUUCUCCUCCUCUGGAGAGGAUUGGAGAGGCAUGCGACGAUAAGGUUUCCACCUCUUGUUUUGGCAGCUACAGUAGGCACGAGCGGUACUUUGGCAGCAGGACGCCUUUGUCCAUGAUGGAGAGCAACUUCAGUGACAACGACGACAACAAGAGAUUCAUAGACGUGAUGUACUGCAGGGCUCCCACUCCAGUAGAGAAGAAGAGCAGCAAAACUGAAGCAACAGAAAACAACAACGAGAUUACAGCUGCAGACCAAAACACGUUACCCACUCAAGCUACUCCCUCCAAAGAGCAGAAACGAAAAAGUAGCAUUGGAGGAUUUGCCAUUAAGGCGGAAAGCACAGGCCCUGCAAAAAGUUCCAGCAAAACGGAACAAGAAAAGACCUCCAAGAAAAGACUGUGCUAUAACAAUAAGACCCCUGCUUCAGAUGUGUCUUCCAGUACACCUACUAAAAGCAAAAAGGUGAGCGGCGCAAAAGACAAGACUGUGACCGCAAAGAAAAGCACCUCAACACCCAGUGGAACUCCCUCCAAAACAAAAGACUCUAAUAAACCUGUAGCGGCAACACCACAACAUAAGCCAUGUGUUCCCUCUACACCUCAGGCCUCAGCUUCUCCCUCGCCUACUGCAAAGAAGAGUUUGAGUAGCGCUGAGAAAAGCUCCACAGGCAGCCGGAAACGGCUGGUAGAAAGGAGCUGCAGCAGAGACUCCGUGCACACCAGCCCUCUGGUCGACAGCCUUCGAGGCAGCUGUGCAGCUCGUUCCUCACUUUCCAAGAACGGGGACGGCAACCGGAUUGAGAGGAGAUCUGUGAGGAGCUCCAGCAGCAGUUCUUCUGUAACGAGCCUACGCUCGCCCAGCGUGUCUACCAGAGACCUGCAGCGGAGCAGCAAAUCUGAGGAGAAAGGCUUGUCUUUCUUCAAGAGCGCCCUUCGACAAAGAGAAAGUCGCCGGUCGGCUGAUUUAGGAAAAAGCGCCAUGCUUACCAAAAAGGCCUCGGAAAGGACAUGCAAGCAGAACGGACAAGCUAAGGAGAUGGACGGUGAUGAGCGAAAGACUGGAGAUACGGCGUCUUCGCAAACAGAGACUCGUGAAGGUGUGUCCAAGUCAGAGAAACAGGAGUCUUCCAAACCCCCCAGCUCUCUCAGUCGCACCCUACUAAACGUUGGGAAGUCCAAGUCUUCCACAUCGGUCGUAAGUAGCAAGUUUCCCACUAAUGGGAAGAAGCCUCUUGAAAGGAUGGCGUCUUCCCGAAAGCUGCCGUCAAGCAUGCAGUCUCCUGCACGAACAGCACAGAGGCCUCAGUGAUACAUCUGUGGUGAAUAUAUUCAGCAAUCAAAAUGCAGCUAAUUACUUUGUGCCUAGAUUUUUCCGUU